AUGCCUCGCCCCAAGAAGCCCGGCGCACCUGAGCCCAAGAGGAGGAGUCGCAAUGGUUGCUGGUCAGGACUCAUCCCGCUUUUGCCCCUCAUCAAAUGCUUUUAUCUGAUCCGAGAGCUGACACGGCGCCAGGCCCUGCAAGAACCGCAAGAUAAAAUGCGGCGAAGAGCAUCCCACUUGUUUGAAAAGGCGGGUGAGACAUGCGACUAUAGCAUACGCCUGAACUGGGAUGGGCGGAGAGGCAAGCGGCCUGAACCGGGAACCAUUGAUUUCGCCCAAGAAGUCCCAUCGCCGGCGGUCCCAACCAAGGGGUUCAAGCUCGUUCAUCAGUUCCCGUCUUCCAAUGCCCCAUCGACUCGCAAGCUGGAGCCCCUGGUCUCUCCCGGCAGUUCUUCGAAGCUGGAUGCAACUCCUACGCCAACUGCCGAAGCUUCGGGUCUAUCCUUUGAUAGCUCUGCUAAUCAGUUUCAAGUGCCCAAUAAGCGCGUGAAGCUGGAUCCCAGCCCCGAAUCCUCAGAUACUGCUGAGAAACGGCCAUCUUAUUCGUCGCCUUCCUCCACUGCCGAGACCGGACCUGCUUCCUUCAGAUUCCCAGCAUCCAAUGCUUCAUCCACUGCAUCGCCCUUGACGCCAGCCGCAUCGUCUACUUACAGCGACGAGGGGCAGCGUCACGGCUCUCGCUCAGAGGUGCCGUCGGCAUCAUCACCGGAUCUUAGGAGGAUGUCCGUUCACUCUCUACUCUCCGGCCCUGGAAGAUCACAAGAUGAUCAGGGCAGUGUUUACAACUUUGCAUCUCCGAUCAAUUGGGACUCCAUUCCCACUUCCAAUCCACCAAAGCUGUAUGGCAUUGACCGCGGGCUGCCAGAUUUGGAUCUUGGAAAGAAUGACGAUGACAACGCCAUUGGCACAGGCUAUUCUCCCUUGAGCCAGCGAGAUCACAUCGAUACCCCAGUAGGGGAAUUCGACUCAGAUCUGUUCUCGACUGGGUUUGCCUUCGGUGUAGAGACGACUGACACAAACGAAGACACCAAGGGUUACUAUGAUAAGCCUGUCGAAAUCUAUAUUCCCCACCACCUUGAACCACUUCCACCCAAACUCAUCAAUAAUCCUAUGAACCUCCUCUACUUUCAUCACUUCAUAAAUCACACCGCCAAGGUCCUCGUCCCUUAUGACGAUUUACAGGCGAACCCAUUUAGAACCACAUUACCCCUGAUGGCCGUCAGGAAUGAGAAUCUUCUAGCACUCCUCCUGGCUUACUCUGCUUCUCAUCGAGCAAGGCUUCUGAAACAUCCGGAGCCGAGUCUGCGGAUUGCAACGCUCGUGGACGACAUCUUCCCAGCUCUGCGGGAGGCACUCUCAGAUCCUCACCAAAAUUUCUCGGAUGCCAAUGUUGCGACGGCCAUCAUGCUUGCUUCGCUUGAGAUUGUUUCUCCCAAAGUCUUCGGCUACGAGAUACCGUGGCAGAAGCACCUGGGUCUAGCUCGAGAACUUAUCAUGGCUCGUCCAGGUGGAUUACACUACCAGCAGAACUUUCGACAGGAUAAUGUCUGCUCCUUUCUAUGGAGUUGGGCCGCUUAUCUCGACGUUAUAGGCAGUUUGAGUGGUGGCCCCCGAGAGUCCUCAACUGCUUGGAUGUUUGAUUAUGAGAUGGAGGACAAACAUGACGGCUACGAUGAGAUUGAUUGCAUAAUGGGCUUUACGACCCGAUGUGUCUAUUUGCUGGCUAAGAUUGCUGAUUUGGCUCGGAAGUGCGACGCUGAUCGCAUUGGGCCCGACAACCAGAUUCGAGCGGACUGGGAAGCGAGCAGCGAGACCUUGACCAUGGCUUCAAAGCUCGAGGCAGAUGUCAAAGACAGCAUGUAUCAGCCCAUUACGCCUUGUAAACACAUCCACACAGGCGGCAACAUGGACAAGUGGGAUCGUGUCGAGCUGGGAGCUACCAACGAAGCCUUCCACUGGGCCGGGUUGAUCCACAUCUACCGGCGAAUAUUAGGACGCCCAUCAGAAGACAAACAUGUUCAGACCGCUGUGCGCGAGAUCAUUGAAUGCUUCGGUAGGAUCCGGAGAGGCGGAACAGCCGAAGCUUGUUCGCUGUUCCCGAUAUUCACGGCAGGCUGUGACGCCCAAGACGACGUACAGCGAGCGUUCAUCAUGGAGCGCCUCGGGGCUGGUGAACAUCAUGGGAUGAGUUCGGCGGUAUUGAAGGUACACAAAGCUCGACGAAUUAUGGAGAGAGUCUGGGAGACGGGACAAGCGUGGGAGACAUUGUUGAGCACGGAGUUCAUUGGGUAA
Molecule: messenger RNA, 2292 nt
Organism: Neoarthrinium moseri
Lineage: Eukaryota; Fungi; Ascomycota; Sordariomycetes; Amphisphaeriales; Apiosporaceae
Exons: 3
Coding region: 1-2292 (763 amino acids)
Biological process (GO): positive regulation of transcription by RNA polymerase II
Cellular component (GO): nucleus
Molecular function (GO): transcription cis-regulatory region binding; DNA-binding transcription factor activity
Source: RefSeq, a predicted model, not a curated record